AUGACAAGAACAUUUGAUUCUACACCUGCAGAGAAUGUAGUCCGCGAAGUUGCAGAUAUUUUAGGUGCCGAGGAAAAGCUCAUCAAUCAAAUGUGUGAAAAUAUGGAAAAAGAACUCAUCUUGCAAGAGUGGCAACUUUCAGCACUGGAAGCAUCCGAAUGGAGACUAUUAGGAGCGCCCAUUGGAGUCGCUGCUGCGAUACGAAAGCUCGCAUCUGAGGAUGCUCAAAGAGGAUCCAAUUUCGAAUCCUUUAGAAAGAAUGAAGCCCCCGCUUCCAUGUUCUCGACUCGGUCCACCUUCGCCAAGAGUCUGACACAGGCGGUCAGAGCAGGUAACGAAGCUGAGUCACCUGCAUCCGAGCAUUUGACGUCCAUUCGGGGCGCAAAUGAACAAAGUACUAGGGAUCAUCAAACCAUUGAAGAAGCGGCGGAAAUUGAAGAGUCUGAUAGAGGUGUGUUUGGAAAAUCAACUCCCACAUUAUUUCAAAUGCUCUACAGUUCCGGUUGUGACGUGUUUCGAGCACUAUAUUCGAAACCAUUUCCCAUGUCAUCAACUUUCGACCGGGCCCUCUUGCACAGUAAAUCAGGGGCUGAUUUGAAGGCCCAUACGGUGUUCAAAUUGGAAAUUGGCGUGGUUGCAGCCGCGUUGCUUCUCGGCGCAUCCAUCGAGAUGUGGGGUUUGUUUCCAGCAGAUGCCGUCGAUUGGCAAGCAACCGCUCCUGCUGAUGGUGGUGAGCCAGUUGUACCUUAUGUCAUUGCUUUGAUAUACAAUUCGAUUAGUGGGCUAGUCAUAUUUACUGAGCUCCUAAGCGUAUUCAUGAAUGUUGGACAGCUGAUGGUGACGACCGCCGUGGCCGAAACUAAGUUCCCUCAGUUUUUCCAGCAACUUUCAGCGACAUCAGGUUAUACUAAUGGGCUGUUUCAACUAGGAUUGAAUGGGUUCAUCAUCAAUAUUGUGAUCCUAAUGGUGGCUCAAACAGCGGCUGUCACAUCAAAUCGAACAAUCAUGCUGAUCUGUGGGUGGAUCGUUCCAGCAGUGAUUAUCAUUCCAUGCGGUUUAGCUUUCCAUGUCAUCUUGUCGUUUGUUGGGCGAUCUGCGUUCAACGGAUACUUGCUAGUAAAGGACGAGGUACCGAAAAAUGGUCCAGAUCUUGAUAAGAGCAUUGACGCAAUCAAAAUAGAACAGGUUCUAUGCCGAAACUAUUUCGAGAAUGUUAGCACAAACGACGAAGAAGUAUUGAACAGGAGCGAACAAUUGAAGCAGCAGCAUUUUCUUAGAAAGCGCACUAUGAACGAAGAAAGCAGGACGAUACGAAACAGCAGAAUGAUAGUACCUCUGGCAAAGAAGCACAAUGUGGGGGCAGACUACUUCCCAAAAUUUCAAGAACCGCAAAAUCAAUGA
This is a messenger RNA of Cylindrotheca closterium, 1401 nucleotides long. NCBI's taxonomy places the organism in Eukaryota, Bacillariophyta, Bacillariophyceae, Bacillariales, Bacillariaceae. The record is from the annotation of a GenBank genome assembly.